Molecule: messenger RNA, 4613 nt
Organism: Amborella trichopoda
Lineage: Eukaryota; Viridiplantae; Streptophyta; Magnoliopsida; Amborellales; Amborellaceae
Product: ARM repeat superfamily protein
Source: RefSeq, a predicted model, not a curated record
AGCACCAAACUUGAAAUUCCAGUUCCUCCAUCCUGUGAAACCACCUCGCAUUUAAAACCCUAGCUCAAAGAACCAGCUCUAGGGUUUUUGUCCUAGGAAUUAUCGGGGCUUUUCGGAUCGCUUUCUAGCGUGUCUUUUUUCACAUUUUCUCUCUCAAAUCCUCUUCUAGGGUAAUUUAUCUCCUUCUAUGAUGGAGUCUCUGUCAUUUUCAUCCUCAUCUUUCUAGAAUUUCUCUUCUGGGUUUUCAGGCUUCUCUGCAACUUAUUGGUUUCCUCCAUGGAAGGCAUUGAAAUGGAAGAAGUUUCACUUUGCGAAGAGAACGAGGACCUUUAUUACGAUUUAUUAUCAAGGUUAAAAAAUUCUCAGAACACUGACCAUCAACACUUAUGUGCAGUAAUAGGAGCCAUGGCCCAAGAGCUCCAGGACCAGAACAUACCUAGAAAUCCCACUGCUUAUUUUGCUGCAACGAUUUCUUCUCUUGAUAAGCUCUCUAUUGAUCCCAUGGUUGGUUCAAAUGACCCAGUCUCUGCUUCUCUCUUGAUUUUCCUUGAAAUGAUAUUGCCUAGAGUUUCCUCUGCGAUUCUUCGAAGCAAAGGUGUGGCAUCCAUGGAAACAAUCAGGAAGGUUGUUGGUAAACCAGGGGUUAGUGUGGGUGCAAUGAAUGCUGGGCUGAAGUGUAUCUCUCAUUUGAUUGUAGUUGGAGACAAAUUUCAAUGGCAAAUUAUUGUCCCUUACUACGGGUUUUUGCUCAGUCAUAUAAUUGACCGUGUCCAAAAGGUGAGAAAAAGGGCUAGAACAUGUCUUCAAGAGGUACUCCAUGGCUUUCAAGGAUCAUCCUUGCUUGUACCAGCAAGCGAAGCGAUCACUAGUCUAUUUGAACGGUAUCUUCUUCUUGCCGGUGCAUCAAAUCCUGCAGUGCAAUCAGUAACUGAUGGCCCAACUGAAGGUGGGGCAAUGGAGGUCCUAUAUAUCUUAGAGGCUCUCAAGUAUUGCCUGCCUCUAACGUCAACAAAAUGCACAUCUCAAAUCUUGAAGUAUUUAAAGCCACUCUUUGACAUUGGACAACCUAUUGUUACAAGACAUUUAAUGGACAUUUUGCGUACGUUGUGUUCUAGUCCAACUUCUUCUUUGGCUCCAGAUGCACUUUUAGUUUUAAUUUGUUUGUUAGCAUCAUCUGUGUCUGCUGAUGAGAAGUCAGCUGAUGAGAUGACAGCUACAUCACACUUGCUGCUUAUCGGUAUGGAGAAGGUUUAUGCUCUAGACAGAGACCUGUGCGUCGUGAAACUGCCGGCUAUUUUCAGUGCACUCGCAGAGAUUUUGGCUUGUGAGCAUGAGGAAGCUGUAUUUGGAGCUACAAAAGCAUUGAAAAGUCUUAUAUCAACUUGCAUUGAUGAGAGUUUGAUCAAGCAGGCAACCGAUCAGAUUAAGCCAACUCUUAGUGGAGGCCUGAGAAGGUCUGGACCAACUAUAUUGGAGAAAGUUUGUGCCACUGUUGAGAGUUUACUUGGUUAUCAGUAUAACGCGGUUUGGGAUAUGGCAUUUCAGGUUGUUUCAGCGAUGUUUGACAAAUUAGGGGAGUCAUCCUCGUUUCUGAUGAGGGAAAGCAUUAAAAGCCUAGCAGAUAUCCAGCAGCUUGAUGAUGAGUACAUGGCUUUCAGGAAACAGCUGCAAAAAUGUGUUGGUUCUGCAAUUGCCGCAAUGGGACCUCAGAAUUUCUUGAGUCAUCUGCCUCUUAAUUUAGAUGUUGAGGAUUUAUCCCUGGCUAAUGUUUGGUUGAUUCCAAUUCUGAAACAACACAUAGUUGGUGCCCGUUUAAGUUUUUUUACAUCCCAUAUUUUGGGUUUGGUCACAUCCUUGAAGCAGAGAGCUAAAGUGUUUGAGAAUGAAGGUCGCAUUGUUGCAUCAAGGACUGCAGAAGCACUGGUGUAUCGUUUAUGGUCCUUGUUGCCUGCCUAUUGCAACUAUCCUGUAGACACGGCUGAUAGCUUUAAGGGUCUAGCAAAGUCCCUGAAUGAUGCACUUUAUAAAGAGUCUGAGCUGCAUGGGAUAAUAUGCUCUGGUUUGCAGAUCCUCAUUCAACAGAACAAGAGAGUACUUGCUGAGACAAGGGAUCUGUCUGCUGAUGGGAAUCCCCAGGAUGUAAGCAUUUCUAUCCAAAAAGCUAGGGCAUGUUAUACGCCGCUGGUUGCAGAAAAUAAUUUGAGGGCAUUGAGCUCAUUCUCGCAACAUUUUUUCUCAGUUCUGUUUGGAAUCUUUGUAAAGUGCUCAACUGAUAGCGGUGGGUCGUUGCAGUCCACUAUUGCGGAGUUCGCAUCUAUAUCAGAUAAGAUGGUGGUUCGCCAAUUCUUCACAAUGACGAUGCAGCGGCUACUAAAAUUGACACAAGAGGCUGUUCAAUUAGAGCAGCCAAGUGAAUCCAAUUCCAUGCAAAUCGAUGGCUCCAGGAAUGGGGAUGCAUUAGCAUCUGAAAGGGGCCAUUUGUUGGACUUAGCUAUAUCACUUCUGCCGGGUUUAGAUGCAGAAGGCAUCAAUCUAUUAUUUAUUUCGAUAAAGCCUGCCAUGGAGAAGGAAGAGGGUUUGGUUCAGAAGAAGGCAUAUAAGGUUCUCUCUAUCAUCUUAAAGGAACAUGGAGAGUUUCUUCAAACCAAGCUGGACGAUAUAUGUAAAUUGUUGGUAGAAGUGAUGCCUAUGUGCCAUUUUUCAGCUAAACGACACCGUCUUGACUGCUUGUAUUAUUUCAUCCUUAAUGUCUCAAAGGAUACUCCAGAGCAAAGGAGAGAUAUCAAUAGUGCAUUCCUUACAGAAAUAAUACUUGCUUUGAAAGAGGCCAACAAGAAAACAAGAAACAGGGCUUAUGAUUUACUCGUCAAAAUUGGGCAUACAUAUGGUGAUGUAGAUCAAGGAGGCUCUGAUGAAAAUCUACAUCAGUUAUUUAAUACGAUCAUUGGCUUUGUGGCUGGGGAAUCUCCACACAUGAAGAGUGCAGGAGUAAAAGGACUAGCUCGUUUGGCUUAUGAGUUCUCUGAUCUCGUUGCUUCAGCUUCCCACUUACUUCCAUCUGUAUUCAUACUUCUUCGUCAGAAAAAUAGAGAAAUAAACAAAGCGAAUUUGGGAUUGAUGAAGGUGUUAGUGGCCAAAUUGCAAGCUGACAGAUUACACACACACUUAAAAAGCAUGGUGGAAAAUUUGUUGCAGUGGCAAGAUGACACCAAGAAUCAUUUCAAAGCCAAGGUUAAACAUCUGCUUGAGAUGCUUGUGCGAAAGUGUGGUCUAGAUGCGGUUAAGGCUGUAAUGCCAGAGGAACACAUGAAACUUCUUACCAAUAUUAGGAAGAUUAAGGAACGAAAAGAUCGAAAAAUUGCAGCCAAGUCAGAGGGAACAAAGUCCGUGUAUUCAAGAGCAAGCACUGCCAGGCUAAGUAGAUGGAGCCAUACGAAUAUAUUUUCGGAUGUUGGAGAUGAGGAUGGUGGUGAUAGUGAUGAUUCCCUGGGAGCAGGGACUUCUACUCGUCGAAGCAAGGAUGCAUCUGUUUCUUUCUCUAGAUCUUCUUUAGUGACAUCCAAGAAGCGGACAAGAGAAACAAACAAGCAACUCCCUGGGGAUUUGCUUGACCAUGGGGAAUCCGAGCCCCUUGAUUUACUUGAUCGCCGAAAGACGAGAUCGGCCCUCCGAGCAUCCCAACCUCAUCAGCUCCGACCCCAAGAGAUAGAUGAAAACAUUGAAAUAGCCCCUGAUGGUCGGCUCAUAAUAACAACCAUCAAAGAGAGUAAGCGAAACAAGCAAAGAGACUCUGACUCUGAUGAUGAGAACAACAAAUCCCUAACCCUAAAAAGCAAGAAUUCGAGCUCCUCUCGGGGAACGCCUUCUAUUGGAUUCCGGCAGAACAAGCGGCAGAAGACAUCAGAUUCGGGACGGGCUUACAAGGGUGAUGAGUAUGCCAGCAAGAAGGCUUCUGGUGAUUUGAAGAAGAAGGGCAAGCUUGAGCCUUAUGCUUAUUGGCCUCUUGACCGAAAAAUGUUGAACACUAGAGAGGAGAAGAGAGCAGUUGCACGGAAGGGUCUUGCGAAUGUUAUGAGGCUAUCCAAGAAGCUUGAGGGGAGAAGUGUUUCAAGCGCCCUCUCUGUGAGAGGGGUGGGUGGUCUCAAGAGGAAGCAAAAGGCCCACAAGGGUAAGGGACGCUUCAAGAAGAAAUAAGGCUUUUUGCAUGUUGAGAGUGUUUCUUGGGGGUGUUUAGUUUGAAUUUCUGGUUCUGAUAUUGAUCGUCUGUAGCGCCUAGAAUGUGUUUAAUGCUGCCCCUGAUGCCAAGUUUACUGUUAACCCCUUUUAACUGUUUUGGGCUUUGGCUGGUUUGGGAUCUAGCACAAUGGUCCAACGCAGUCCCAGCUGAAUACUGGGAAGAAAAGAGAGAUAUGGCCUUUGGCCACAUGGGAGUUUUUGCCAUAUGGGAGUUUUUGUGAAAUGGAAGGAAAAUGCUGUUUUAGUAUUUAAUGUUGAGUACAAGUUUCUUGUUUGUUUGUUUACAAUAUAUAGCCUUUAGACCUGGUCACCUUGGCAUGGAGUUCUGUAACCUUAUAUUCUUAUGGAUUCAGUUUAUACAAGCCUUAUGGGAAAAA